Molecule: messenger RNA, 1371 nt
Organism: Beta vulgaris subsp. vulgaris (sugar beet)
Lineage: Eukaryota; Viridiplantae; Streptophyta; Magnoliopsida; Caryophyllales; Amaranthaceae
Product: transcription factor MYB98
Exons: 3
Coding region: 1-1371 (456 amino acids)
Biological process (GO): regulation of DNA-templated transcription
Cellular component (GO): nucleus
Molecular function (GO): RNA polymerase II cis-regulatory region sequence-specific DNA binding; DNA-binding transcription factor activity, RNA polymerase II-specific
Source: RefSeq, a predicted model, not a curated record
AUGGAUUUUGAUGCAAAGUAUAAGGAAAACUUUUCUUCUCAUCAUCUCCCCUUAUUCUUCCAUGAAAAUUACUCAAAACAAAGAGACGAAUUCGCCAUAGAAGAAGCUUUGUCAUCAAAGGGUAAUACUAGCUUCAUCCAAGAUGUUCACCCUCUUGAGAAUUUUAGUAUCAAUGCCUCAUCUUCUACAUCAAAUCAUGGGUUGUUUUCCAUUCAACCAAAUUGUUUCGAUUCGUUCGAAAAUUCUCCAUAUGGAUUCUUACCAAGUUUUGAUUUGUUUGAAACCAAGUUAUUUGGAAAUCAUGCAAUGAAUAAUGGUUCUUUGGCUCCUUUCAUGGAUAACAUGAAUCAAAAUAUAGGAGGAGGAGGAGGAGUUGGGAUUUUAGGGCAUUCUCAAAUGAUCACUACUCCUAUCAAUAUGUUAAAUAAUUCAAGUACUCAAAACUAUAACCCUUUUAGCUACUAUGAAUUAGGGCCUCCAAAAUAUAGACCUUCAGAUGAAGAUUCAUGCACAACUCCUAAAGCUCAUGGUACCGCGAUUUCGAGUGGUUUGUCUACUACAACAAUGGUGAGAAGAGGACGUAAGAAAAAGCCUAAUGUUGUCAAGGGACAAUGGACUAUUGAAGAAGAUAGACUCUUGAUUCAGUUGGUGGAACGUUAUGGUGUAAGAAAAUGGUCUCAAAUUGCUCAAAUGUUAAAUGGAAGGAUUGGGAAACAAUGCAGAGAAAGAUGGCAUAACCAUUUAAGGCCAGAUAUUAAGAAAGAUUUGUGGAAUGAAGAGGAGGACAGAAUUCUGAUCAAAGCCCAUGCAGAAAUAGGUAACAAAUGGGCAGAAAUUGCAAAAAAAUUACCAGGAAGAACAGAAAAUUCUAUUAAAAACCAUUGGAAUGCAACCAAAAGAAGGCAAUAUUCUAAGAGAAAAUGCAGAUCAAAGUACCCAAGACAAAGUUCAUUGUUGCAAGAAUACAUUAAAAGCUUAACUCCUGAAACAAUCAAUGCUGGUUGUAGGAAAAAACCACCAUCUUCUGGAAAUCAUCCCAAUUCUUUGGAAAACACUACUAAAUCAUCUAAUGAUCAAUCCGGGUACUCGAAUUCGGGCUCGAGUGAUCGAAUAGGGCCAGAAUAUGACUUCAGUGAGGUUCCAGAUUUCAACUUUGAUGCUCAAAUGUUUGAAGAGAGUAGCAUAGACUCUCUGCUUGAUUAUGCACCUAAUAAUGAUGAAAAAUGCAAUGCUUUUGGUUAUGAUCAUCAACUAAUGCAAGCCUCAUCUCAGAUUAUGAAUGAUUCUGAAAUUGUUUUUAGUCCAAUUAUGCAAUCUGAGGUGAAAAGAGAGCUUGAUUUAGUGGAGAUGAUUAAUCAAGUUAAUCUCUAA